Molecule: messenger RNA, 844 nt
Organism: Amoebophrya sp. A120
Lineage: Eukaryota; Dinophyceae; Syndiniales; Amoebophryaceae
Source: the annotation of a GenBank genome assembly
UGUGGGCUUCCUUGGUUGCCUUGCUCCUGCCUUGCGGUGUUCCGGAGGCCUUCGACGGCGUGCGAACUGCCUGCGACCGCAGGGCGCGCCCCAAGUUUUUGCGCAAGCGUGCCCGGCGGCAGUCAGAGCAAAGGCGCGCCGCCUUUUCCCGCAGCGGCUAUGUACAGCGAUGCGCGUUGGUGGGCUAAAUGGGCGAACCAACCACGGCGGACGGGUGCGGCCGGUGCACUAAGGCAGAAGCGGAAGACGCCCGGAGGGAGCUGGAAAAGGCGGGCCACGCGAUCAAGGGCGAGCGGACCUACCUCCAGGAGCGCAGCGACCGGGUGGGCCGGCGGGCCGGCCGGGGUUUUGAUUGUUUUGCCGGGCGGCCUUUGGAUGGUGGCCACGCGGCGGAGAGGGGCGGGGCGGCAGGCCGAGAGGGCAGGGGCGGCCCCCUACGGGAGGGCCUCGCGGUUUGCCCGACCGACGUCUCAGAAAGCCGAGGAUCCCAGCUCGAUCGAACGCACGAUGACCGCGGCGCUCUCAUCGCAGCUGGCUCGGCCGCCGCGACUGCGUAGCCUCUGAUCGCCGAUUUUUCCGGUCCGCCCCUUUCUGGGGACUCUUCUGCGCCCAGGGCUCCGGGCACGAGCGGGCCCUUGUCAUGUCGUUGGGAGGCCCCGCGGCCCGGCAUGCGCAGCGUGCCCGAAUGCGACGGCCCCACUUCCGGACCAAAAGAAUUGCCGACAUCGGGGCGGAGGGGCCGGCGCGCUCAAACUGUUUGCAGCGGGCGAAAUUCUGCCGAUGGAACUCGAUGGCCUGGAGGCGCGGCGCGGGUUGGCCCUGAAAUGGGAGCAGGGUGGAGCGU